AAAACAACUUUACUACAACCACCACUAGUUAACAGCUAAUACUACUACCUAUAAUCCACACAGUGUAAUAUCCUAUUAACUUGUAUCAUAAUCAUCAUCACGUUAUCUUUUCAUCAUCAUGGACAAAUUGCAUAUAAAUUAUUACCCAACCACUACUGACUUGUUACUCACAAACAGUUCAUCCACAAAUAGCAACACCACAUCAACAACAACACUACCUUCUCCCUUCACUACAUACAGUAUUAUUACCAUUGCUUUAACUUCACCAUAUGCUUUGAUUUUUAUUGGGUUAUUCAUAUUCACACUCAUUAGUUUCAUUCUCCAACGAAAUCAAUUGAAGAGAAAUCAAGUAAUUUUAUUUGUGUUACUCUUAACAUUGGAAGUAAUUUGUGUUAUUUCGAAUUUGACAAGAGCAACAUCAGAGUUGAGUUUACUUGCUGGUCGAGAUGCACAAGGGAAAAUUAAUAAUGGAUAUUAUGGUGUGAAAGCUGUUGAUAGAUUUUUAGUUUCAGUCUUGAUUUUUAUUCAGAUUUUAAUACUUGCCUUUAUUUGUUAUGUAUUUAUGGCCACAACAAGACAAAUUGGCUAUGUUACCACUAAGAGUUAUAAUAUUUCAAAGAUUGUAUUGGUAUCACUUGUUGUCAUUAUUGGUAUAAUCUUAACUUUGAAUAAUGUGGCCAUUCUGACCUAUCAUGGAUUGAUGGCAAGUUCAGAUAUCUUGGCUCAGAAUGGAGCUGAAUAUAAUUUCACAGUUUCAAUCUUUAUUGCUCCAUGUGUCAUCUUUUUCUUUGCAUGUGUUGCAAUUUCCAUCUUUCUCAAUAUUUAUGGAUAUAAAUUAUAUGCCUCAUUGAAAAAGAGUCAACAAGCAUUGAAAGAAGCAUUCAAGCAACAAAAUGCUCUUGUUAAAGAGUCUCAAAGUGAGGCACCUUCAAUGGUAGAAUCUUCAUCCAGCAUUUCUAUUGGACCUCGAUUGACUCUUGAAGACAGCAGUAUGGAUUCAUCACCUCUUCCACAAAUUCCAACCAUUCAGAAUCCAACACUCUUAGAACUUGAAAAGGCAAUGUCACCUUCAAAUUCAUGUGAAAGUUUAUCCAAUUCGAGAGAACCACUCAAUAGUCCAGAAUCUGUUCCUACUCUAUGUGUUUCUCCUGACUCUUCAACUCCUCUUCCAAUUGUAAAAGCUAGCUCACCAACAAGUCCAAAAACAACAAGAUAUUCCUCAAGAACCAUCCAAGAGCCACCAUCUGAAACCAGUAGCCACAAUACAAGUUCCAAACGUAGAAAGAAUUACACAACCUUCACAAAAGAACAGCAACAAGCCUAUCAAGUUAAAAAGAGAGCUCUCCAAAAAGCACUUUUAUUACAAUUUGGUCUAUCUGCUUCUCUAUUUGUAGAGUCAAUUGGUGUGUUAUUCAUUUCAAUUGCAGUUGCUUGGAAUUAUUCAGUUAUCAUUUUCUUUAAUCUUUUCAAUAUUGGUAUUAUUUGUUUCAUUUCAUUACUUUUAGCAAUUUAUCAUCCACUGAGACAAGUUCAACAAUUAUUUAGAAUGCCAAGUGACAAACAAAUUGAACUUAAAACUUCUGCUCCUAGUAAAAAUGUUUAAAUGUUAUUUUAUUAA
Naegleria gruberi is the source of this 1618-nucleotide messenger RNA. RefSeq lists its product as uncharacterized. The record is from RefSeq and is a predicted model, not a curated record. The transcript is spliced from 3 exons. The coding region runs from base 119 to 1603 and encodes 494 amino acids. NCBI's taxonomy places the organism in Eukaryota, Heterolobosea, Eutetramitea, Acrasida, Naegleriidae.